UGAAAAUGCUCCUAGCAAAAUAAACAAUAUCCAUCAACUAACUGUUUCAUCAAUAGAAUUAUUACACAGUAAGUUCAUCCAACAAGUCUAACUAAUGGCACAUUAUGAGUAUUACAAAAGAGGGGCUAAUUCGGUAUACGAAGAUAUCGAACCUUCUUCCAGCUGGAUAGAAGAUACUCAAAACCAUUAUCUUCUUAUUGAUCUCCCUGGGUUCAAAAGGGAGGAAGUAAAGCUUCAAGUCGAUAUAUUUGGCAAUAUAAUGGUAAAUGGAGAAAGGAAGGUAAGAGAAUAUAAAUCUAUUCGCUUUCAAAAAUCAGUGAAAGCACCUGAAAAGUCGAAAUAUGAGGAUACCAGCGUGAAGCUUGAAGACGGGAUUCUGUAUGUGAUCAUCCCAAAAGAAGUACCAGAAAACAAUGAACACGAUGAGACAGCAAAUGAUAGCUCAGGCCAUGAAGAUAAUCAACAAAAGGAUACAGAGGAAAUAGAAAGUUCAAAUGGUGAUGUUUCAGAGAAAAAAGAAAAUGACAUACAAGGAUUGAGUCAGGACGAUGAAUUCCACGAUGCAAAGAUGGCGAAGAAGAGGCACGAGGUAGGUAUAGUGAUUGCAGGAAAAGAAAUUCUAAGGAAGAACAAAUCAAUUGUAAUUACAGCAGUGCUUGCAUUUUCGUUCGGGGUUUUCAUUUCUAAAAAAUCUAAGUCAAGUAAAAUGAAUCAAGCUUCGUGAUUAGUAUUUCUCAUUCGACGUGCAAUGGACAUAAGAGAACCUACGAAUAAAAGUCUUUUGUUCAAAACUAUCAUCUAGUUUUACACGAUUUUUUAUCAA
Solanum pennellii is the source of this 823-nucleotide messenger RNA. RefSeq names its product 17.5 kDa class I heat shock protein-like. The transcript is spliced from 2 exons. The record is from RefSeq and is a predicted model, not a curated record. The coding region runs from base 95 to 724 and encodes 209 amino acids. NCBI's taxonomy places the organism in Eukaryota, Viridiplantae, Streptophyta, Magnoliopsida, Solanales, Solanaceae. Gene Ontology annotation, biological process: response to salt stress; response to hydrogen peroxide; response to heat.